AUGGCGCUGAAUCAAGACGGAGAAGAAUGGGCGAGGGCAGCGCAGACAAAUUGGAGAGGGCUGGGGCUGACGGAUCCGAUCAAAAGCGUAGAGGACAAGUGGCUCCUGCUGCCGGCCUUCCUGAAGGUGAAGGGGCUAGUCAAGCAGCACAUAGACUCCUUCAACUACUUCGUCGACGUCACGUCGGACGUCGACCCACGCUUCUGGCUCAAGUACACCGACAUCGUUGUCGGCUUCCCGGACAGGACCGACGCAGACGCGAUCGACAAGAGUGUCACCCCGCACGAAUGCCGACUCCGCGACACGACGUACGGUGCGCCCAUUCUCGUCACCAUUCAGUACACGCGCGGGAAGACUGUCGUUCGUCGAGCCAAUGUCAACAUCGGACGCCUGCCAAUCAUGCUCCGGAGUAGCAAAUGCGUGCUCGCAGGACGCAGUGAGGCGCAGCUAGCGCGCAUGACGGAAUGUCCGCUGGAUCCCGGAGGUUACUUCAUCGUCAAGGGCACGGAGAAGGUCAUCCUUGUCCAAGAACAGCUGAGCAAGAACCGUAUCAUCGUGGAGAUCGAUACCACGAAAGGAAUCGUUCAGGCGUCCUGUACAUCAUCAACCCACGGCGGCCUCAAAUCAAAAACCUAUGUCGCCACGAAGAAGGGGAAGAUAUACCUCCGGCACAACUCUAUCCAUGAGGAUGUUCCGAUCGCCAUCGCACUCAAGGCACUCGGGAUUCAGUCGGACAAGGAAAUCCUUCUCCUGACAGCCGGCAACCACGAAGCAUACAAAUCUUCCUUCUCCCCGAACCUUGAAGAAGCCGCCAAGCUCGGAGUUUUUACGCGGCACCAGGCCCUCGAGUGGAUUGGGUCCCGAGUGAAGGUCAACCGCCGGGUGAUUGGCCCGCGGCGCCCUGCCUGGGAAGAAGCCCUUGAGGCGCUUGCAACCAUCGUCCUGGCCCACGUCCCCAUCCAUGGCCUCGACUUCCGGCCCAAGGCCGUGUUCGUCGCGACGAUGACGAGGCGCGUUCUCAUGGCCAUGGACGACGAAAAGAUGGUGGACGACCGGGACUACGUGGGGAACAAGCGGCUCGAGCUCGCCGGACAGCUUCUCGCGCUCCUGUUUGAAGAUCUGUUCAAGACAUUCAACACAAACCUCAAAGCCGCGAUUGACAAGGUGCUGAAGAAGCCGUCGAGGACGAGCGAGUUCGACGCGUUCAACACGAUGCAGUUUCAAGGGGACCACAUCACGUCGGGCUUCGUCCGAGCAAUCUCGACGGGGAAUUGGUCGCUGAAGCGGUUCAAGAUGGACCGUGCCGGCGUCACGCACGUCCUCAGCCGGCUCUCGUUCAUCUCUGCGCUCGGCAUGAUGACCCGAAUCUCGUCGCAAUUUGAGAAGACGCGCAAGGUCAGUGGACCGCGUGCGCUGCAACCGAGUCAGUGGGGCAUGCUCUGCCCGAGCGACACGCCCGAGGGCGAGGCCUGCGGGCUGGUCAAGAACCUCGCUCUUAUGACGCACAUCACGACCGAUGUGGACGAGGAACCGAUCAUCAGGAUAGCGUUCAUGCUAGGCGUCGAGGACAUCAGCUUAGCGACUGGGGCCGAGAUAUAUGGUCCGCAUACGUUUGUCGUGAACGUGAACGGAUCUAUUAUCGGCCUGACCCGAUACCCUGCGCGCUUUGUGGGCAAUUUCCGACGACUGCGGCGGGCCGGACGGUUCAGCGAGUUCGUUAGCGUGUACAUCAAUCACCACCACCGAACCGUGCUCAUCGCUAGUGACGGCGGGCGUAUCUGCCGGCCCAUGAUCAUUGUGAGAAUGGCAUGCCCAUGGUCACGUCCGCCAUAUCUCGGUGCGUGUUCCUGCACCCGAACCUUCUCUGUAACUUCUCACGGUUAUAAUGUACAGCAACUCAAGGCAGGCCAGCUGACGUUUGACGACUUCCUCCGGAAAGGUCUCGUGGAAUACCUCGAUGUCAACGAGGAGAACGACUCCUACAUUGCCCUCUACGAGAAGGACAUUGUCCCUGGAACCACACACCUGGAGAUCGAGCCCUUCACCCUCCUAGGAGCAGUCGCCGGCCUUAUUCCCUACCCUCACCAUAACCAGUCCCCACGGAACACCUACCAAUGCGCCAUGGGAAAGCAGGCGAUCGGGGCGAUCGGCUAUAACCAACUGAACCGGAUCGACACUCUGCUCUACCUCUCCGUGUACCCACAGCAGCCCAUGGUGAAGUCAAAGACCAUCGAGCUCAUUGGCUACGACCGGCUUCCGGCAGGACAGAACGCCACCGUGGCUGUGAUGAGCUAUUCAGGCUACGAUAUCGAAGACGCGCUCAUUCUAAACAAGGCGAGCCUCGACCGGGGUUACGGCCGGUGCCAGGUCCUGCGCAAAAACGCCACGCUCAUCCGCAAGUAUCCCAACGGAACGUUCGACCGCCUCGCGGACGCGCCGGUGGACGAGAACGGGCAGGUGCAGAAGAAGUACGACAUCAUCCAGGCGGACGGGCUCGCGGGCGUCGGCGAGCGCGUCGACCCCGGGGACGUGUACAUCAACAAGCAGACGCCAACGAACGCGAACGACAACUCGUUCACCGGCCAGGCCGCGACGGUGCCGUACAAGAACGCGCCGAUGACCUACAAGUCGCCCGUCGCGGGCCAGAUAGACAAGGUGAUGAUCACGGACACCGAGAACGACCAGACGCUCAUCAAGGUGCUCAUCCGCCAAACGCGGCGGCCCGAGCUCGGCGACAAGUUCUCGUCCCGGCACGGGCAGAAGGGUGUCUGCGGCCUGAUCGUGAACCAGGAGGACAUGCCGUUCAACGACCAGGGGAUCUGUCCCGACACGAUCAUGAACCCCCACGGGUUCCCUUCACGGAUGACGGUCGGGAAGAUGAUCGAACUGCUCGCGGGCAAGGCGGGUGUUCUCGCAGGGAAACUGCAAUACGGGACAGCGUUUGGGGGCUCCAAGGUGGAGGACAUGUCUCGAAUCCUGAUCGAGAAUGGCUUCAGCUACGGAGGGAAGGAUAUGCUAACGAGCGGUAUCACCGGAGAACCACUCGAGGCGUACGUCUACUUCGGGCCCAUAUAUUACAAGGGUCCGCGCGCAACGCUGACGCGGCAGCCGACCGAGGGCCGCUCGCGCGAAGGCGGGCUGCGACUGGGGGAGAUGGAGCGCGACUGCCUGAUCGGCUACGGCGCGACGCAGCUGCUGCUCGAGCGGCUGAUGAUCUCCUCGGACCAGUUCCAGGUGGACGCGUGCGAGGCGUGCGGGCUGCUCGGGUACAACGGCUGGUGCCCGUACUGCAAGUCGUCGAAGAAGAUGGCGCAGCUCACGAUCCCGUACGCGGCGAAGCUGCUCUUCCAGGAGCUCAUGGCGAUGAACGUCGUGCCCCGGCUCGUGCUCGACGACGCGUGA
Epithele typhae is the source of this 3402-nucleotide messenger RNA. RefSeq names its product beta and beta-prime subunits of DNA dependent RNA-polymerase. Gene Ontology annotation, biological process: DNA-templated transcription. The record is from RefSeq and is a predicted model, not a curated record. Lineage: Eukaryota; Fungi; Basidiomycota; Agaricomycetes; Polyporales; Epitheliaceae. Gene Ontology annotation, cellular component: RNA polymerase III complex. The coding region runs from base 1 to 3402 and encodes 1133 amino acids. The transcript is spliced from 14 exons. Gene Ontology annotation, molecular function: ribonucleoside binding; DNA-directed RNA polymerase activity; DNA binding.